Messenger RNA from Centruroides sculpturatus (bark scorpion), 487 nucleotides. RefSeq names its product osteoclast-stimulating factor 1-like. Bases 174 to 461 code for a protein of 95 amino acids. Lineage: Eukaryota; Metazoa; Arthropoda; Arachnida; Scorpiones; Buthidae. Gene Ontology annotation, molecular function: protein binding. The transcript has 4 exons. The record is from RefSeq and is a predicted model, not a curated record.
AUUUUUAGCCUCGAGAUUUUACUGAAGUGGUUGUCCGAAAGAAGAAUGAAAUAAAUAUUGAUAAUUUUAAGACAUAUUUAGCUAGACAGAGAUGGAAGCAUUCUUUGCUGGUUAUAACUUUAUGUAACAAAUUGUCACGUAGUGCCAAGUUACGCAGUCAGAGCAGCGUUAACAUGAUAGAAUAUCAUUCUGGCAUCCGAGAUAUGCCAUUCAUAAACAAGGAGCAAGAUGAAAAUUUUGUUGUGGCAGCGUUAUUUUGUGCUGUGGAAGAGGGAAAUCUGGCUGGAUUGGAAGAAUUGUUUUCUAUGUCUAAUAUUGAUGUUAAUCAAUGUAAUAGGCAUGGAGAGACAGCAGUUCAUAUUGCUUCUGGAUUGGGUCAGCUAGAAAUACUUAGGUUCCUGCAUUCCAAAGGAGCUGAUAUCUUUAGAGUAGAUAGUGUAAGUUCAAACUUUUUAAGUUAACUUUUUAAAUUAAUAAAACUUAUUAA